Aquila chrysaetos chrysaetos is the source of this 12219-nucleotide messenger RNA. RefSeq names its product BCR activator of RhoGEF and GTPase (gene BCR). The record is from RefSeq and is a predicted model, not a curated record. Lineage: Eukaryota; Metazoa; Chordata; Aves; Accipitriformes; Accipitridae. Gene Ontology annotation, molecular function: guanyl-nucleotide exchange factor activity; GTPase activator activity; protein serine/threonine kinase activity. The transcript has 23 exons. Gene Ontology annotation, biological process: positive regulation of GTPase activity; protein phosphorylation; intracellular signal transduction. Gene Ontology annotation, cellular component: membrane. The coding region runs from base 736 to 4791 and encodes 1351 amino acids.
UCGGGCCGCCGCCAGAGCCGGGCCGCGCGAUGGGCAGCCGCGGGCAGCCGCUGCCGCGCCGAGGGGGCUCCCGCGGGGCCGCCGGGCGCUCGGGUACCGAGGGGUAGCGGCAGGGCUCGCCGCGGGACGCGCCGCCGCCUCGCUGCUCUGCGCGGAGGCUCGGGAGAGCGUGUGCGCCCGGAGGACAGCACAAUAGCCGGGAGGAGGAGACAGGGAAAGGGGCAGGGGGAAAGGAGGAGAGAGAAAGAGAAAGCACAACACGGGGGCUGGCGAGGGGAGGACGGAGCGGAGGACUCCUGAGCGUGGCUGCGCUGAGGGCCGUGCCCAGGACGGCGGCGGCAGCAGCAGCAGCAGGAGGUGGGUGGGGGGCGAUAUUUACCUUCCCUCCCCCGCCCCGAGCCUGCACCUUUGUCCACCCACUUUGAAGUGCUCUGGGAUCGCCGGGGUGGGAGCGUUGUUGUUCGCUAGCAAAAGAUCAGUCAUGCCGGGGAGAGAGUAGCGAGUGUACGGGGGGCUGGGGCCGGCAAAAGCUGAAGGAGACGGGGAGGAGAGACUGCUCCGAGGAUUGCCGUUUGCCUCCCAGCUUCCCUGCAUGGACCGCGAAAGAGACGCAUUGAGUUGACCCUGCCGGAGCUGUUUCUGCUUCUACUGUGAGAUCCGGUUGGUUUAUUCUCUCCACCUCUCUCUCUCUCUCCAGCCUCCUUCCCGUAUUCUCCACUUACUCCUGUAUGCAAAAUGGUGGACCCUGUGGGGUUUGUGGAGGCUUGGAAAGCACAAUUUGCAGACUCUGAGCCUCCUAAAAUGGAGCUGAAAUCUGUGGGAGACAUUGAACAGGAGCUGGAGAUGUGCAAAGCAUCUAUCCGGAGACUGGAGAUGGAGGUCAACAAGGAGAGGUUCCGCAUGAUUUACCUGCAGACUCUUCUGGCAAAGGAGAAAAAAAGCUAUGAUAGACAGAGGUGGGGUUUUAAACGUGUUUCUCAGUUGCCUGAAGGGGGUGCAGAGCAGCACAUCCAAGACCUGCAUCAUCACCAGUCUGCUGACCAAGAUGAAUAUGAAAAAGGCAAGUCACACCACGGGGAGGAAAAGUUCAAACCCAGGAUACCCUCUCUGCGGAAGCUGUCUACCCAGAGUGACGGGUCAGACCUGUCGCCUUUGGACAGCCCCCAUCAUGGAGAGGGAGAGCAGGACAGGUGUAAGUACUACGGUGAAGAAAAACUGAAGAGAGUUGUAGAAGAUACAGAGAAUCGCUGUGAUACAGAUGGCUCUCCUUCAAAACACAGAUCGGCUUCCACUCGCAGGCUAGUGGGAUCUGCUGAGAAAGAGGGGUCAUUUGAACCUAUUUCUAAGGAGAGAGGGAACAGCACCAGUGUGGCAGCCCUAAGGUCCAAUUUUGAGAGGAUUAAAAAGGUUAACUCACAUUCUUCUGGAGAUAAUAAGGAUGUUGUUGAAAAGCCCUUUUAUGUGAACAUGGAGUAUCAUCACGAGAAGGGCCUAGUAAAGGUCAACGAUAAAGAUGUUUCCGAUAAAAUAAGCUCCCUUGGUAGCCAAGCCAUGCAAAUGGAACGCAAAAAGUCUUUGCACUCCCUCCCUUCUAACAUGGUACCCAGCUUCAGCGAGUUCCAGAGGCCUGCUUACAGGGGAAGGUCCUCGGAGAGCAGCUUUGGCUAUGAUGGAGAAUUUGAGGAUGCUGAACUGAACCCCAGGUUUCUCAAAGAUAACCUGAUUAAUGCCAAUGGCAGCAACCGCUCACCUUGGCAGCCCAUGGACUUUCAACCCUAUCAAAGUAUCUAUGUUGGUGGAAUGAUGGGGGAAGGAGAAGGGAAGGGACCCAUUCUGCGAAAUCAGGGCACAACUGACCAGGAAAAACAUCUCACGUGGCCCAGGAGAUCCUAUUCCCCCAGGAGUUUUGAAGAUAUUGGAGGAGGAUAUACUCCUGAUUGUAGCUCUAAUGAGAACCUUACCUCCAGUGAGGAAGACUUCUCCUCAGGGCAGUCCAGCCAUGUUUCCCCCAGCCCCACCACUUACCGCAUGUAUCGGGAUAAAAGCCGUUCUCCCUCCCAGAACUCUCAGCAGUCCUUUGACAGCAGCAGUCCACCAACCCCCCAGUCUCAAAAACGGCACAGGCAGCAGCAGGUCAUUGUGUCUGAGGCUACUAUUGUGGGUGUACGAAAAACAGGACAAAUCUGGCCAAGUGAUGGAGAUUUGCCUUCUGGGAGAUGUCACCAGGACAGCUGCUUCCAUGGGGAUACAGAUGCUUCAUUCAGUGGCACCCCACCUAGCUAUGCGUAUGAUGCAGACCGUGCUGAAGAACAGAGGCGACAUCAUGAUAUGAUGCCCUAUAUUGAUGACUCGCCAUCAUCCUCACCCCAUCUCAGUUCCAAGAGUCGGGGCAGCCGAGACACCCUAUCUUCAGGGUCUCUGGAAUCUACAAAAUCAAGUGAGCCAGACUUGGAGAAAGGCUUGGAGAUGAGAAAAUGGGUCCUGUCAGGAAUCCUAGCCAGUGAGGAAACCUACCUGAGCCACCUGGAGGCUCUGCUGCUGCCUAUGAAGCCUUUGAAAGCAGCUGCCACCACCUCUCAGCCUGUGCUGACUAGUCAGCAGAUUGAGACAAUAUUCUUCAAAGUGCCUGAGCUCUAUGAGAUCCAUAAAGAAUUCUAUGAUGGGCUCUUUCCCCGAGUGCAGCAAUGGAGUCACCAGCAACGUGUAGGGGACCUCUUCCAAAAGUUGGCCAGCCAGCUGGGAGUGUACCGGGCCUUUGUGGAUAACUAUGAAGUUGCUAUGGAGACAGCAGAGAAAUGCUGCCAAGCCAAUGCUCAGUUUGCUGAAAUCUCUGAGAAUCUAAAGGCUAGAAGCACAAAGGAAUCUAAAGAUCAGACGACGAAAAAUUCCUUGGAAACUCUGUUAUACAAGCCAGUGGAUCGAGUGACUCGCAGCACACUUGUCCUGCAUGAUUUGCUCAAGCACACUCCAGUGAGCCACCCUGAUCAUCCACUCCUGCAGGAUGCUCUACGGAUCUCACAGAACUUCCUCUCCAGCAUCAAUGAGGAGAUCACUCCUCGUCGGCAGUCCAUGACUGUAAAGAAGGGGGAGCACCGGCAGCUGCUGAAGGACAGUUUCAUGGUGGAGCUGGUUGAGGGGGCUCGCAAGCUACGUCAUGUCUUUCUUUUUACUGAUCUGUUCCUGUGUGCCAAGCUCAAGAAGCAAAUUGGAGGUAAAAGCCAACAAUAUGACUGCAAAUGGUACAUCCCGCUCACUGACCUUAGUUUCCAAAUGGUGGAUGAGUCUGAGGCAGUGCCCAAUAUCCCACUGGUACCUGAUGAGGAACUGGAUGCCAUGAAGAUCAAGAUAUCCCAGAUCAAGAAUGAUAUCCAGCGUGAAAAGAGGGCCAAUAAAGGCAGCAAGGUCAUUGAGAGGUUGAAAAAGAAGCUCUCGGAGCAGGAAUCUCUCCUACUGCUGAUGUCUCCCAACAUGGCCUUCCGCGUACACAAUCGCAAUGGCAAGAGUUACACGUUCCUCAUUUCAUCUGACUACGAAAGGGCAGAGUGGAGGGAGAACAUCCGGGAGCAGCAGAAGAAAUGCUUUAAAAGCUUCUCACUCACAUCGGUGGAGCUCCAGAUGCUGACAAACUCCUGUGUGAAGCUUCAGACCGUCCACAACAUUCCCCUCACUAUCAAUAAGGAAGAUGAUGAAUCCCCAGGUCUCUAUGGAUUCCUGAAUGUCAUUGUCCACUCUGCCACAGGAUUCAAGCAAAGUUCAAAUUUGUACUGCACAUUAGAGGUGGAUUCUUUUGGGUAUUUUGUGAACAAGGCUAAAACUAGAGUUUACAGAGACACCACGGAGCCCAACUGGAAUGAGGAGUUUGAGAUUGAGCUGGAAGGUUCACAAACUCUGCGGAUUCUGUGCUAUGAAAAGUGCUACAACAAAACCAAGCUCACCAAAGAGGAUGGGGAGAGCACAGAUCGCAUAAUGGGGAAAGGACAGAUCCAGCUGGACCCGCAGGCGUUGCAGGACAAAGAUUGGCAGCGCACAGUCAUCUCAAUGAAUGGAGUUGAAGUGAAGCUGUCGGUGAAGUUUACCAGUCGGGAGUUUAGCCUGAAAAGGAUGCCGUCCCGGAAACAGACUGGGGUUUUUGGGGUCAAGAUCGCUAUUGUCACCAAGAGAGAGAGGUCAAAGGUGCCUUACAUAGUGCGCCAGUGUGUGGAGGAGAUAGAGCGGCGUGGAAUGGAGGAGGUGGGCAUCUACCGCGUCUCUGGGGUUGCAACCGAUAUCCAGGCUUUGAAAGCUGCCUUUGAUGUCAAUAACAAAGACGUGUCAGUGAUGAUGAGCGAGAUGGAUGUUAAUGCCAUUGCAGGCACCUUGAAACUGUACUUCCGGGAACUGCCUGAACCCCUCUUUACGGACGAACUGUACCCCAACUUUGCUGAGGGCAUUGCACUUUCAGAUCCUGUUGCAAAGGAGAGCUGUAUGUUGAACCUAUUGUUAUCGCUUCCAGAACCCAACCUGGUGACAUUCCUUUUCCUUUUGGACCAUUUAAAAAGGGUUGCUGAGAGGGAAAGCGUUAACAAGAUGUCCCUGCACAAUCUUGCAACUGUCUUUGGACCAACACUCCUCAGACCUUCAGAGAAGGACAGUAAAAUCCCUGCUAACCCAACCCAGCCAAUCACAAUGACUGAUAGUUGGUCACUAGAAGUCAUGUCCCAGGUUCAAGUUCUUCUGUACUUCCUGCAGCUAGAGACUAUCCCUACCCCAGACAGCAAGAGGCAAAGCAUUCUCUUUUCCACAGAGGUGUAGGUGCCUGUGAUACCAACAGGACACAAAAACCUGCUCUUGGCAUAAAUAUGCCGCACCUGAGAAAAAGAAGACUGGCGUUUCUUCAGACAUGACUGGCCUGUUCCUAUCCUGGGGAAUUAUGGCCCUCAGUGCUUCUGCUGUUUGUUAACCAGAGACAAGCUGAAGAGAAAGGAGAAAAAUCUCUACUCUUGAUUGGCAGGACCAGAACUGAACUGGAGAUGGAGCUGUGCAGAAUCUCCACUAGAAGGAGCAAUAGACACUUGAACAAAUGCACCACAGAGUGUGGCUGUUAUUCUUGUUGGGAAUGUGACAGAAGGUAUUCCUCAUUUUAUGGAUUUAAUUUAUCAUAAAGAAACUUCAAGAUUUCUACUGGACCACUUGAUAGGAUACCCCCUUUUGGGUGAGGGGGUGUUGAAGGAUAUAUCACAACUGUGUCUUUAAUAACUGCUGUUUUUAAAGUACUGUUCUAGGCCACAAAAAUAGCAUUGCUUUGCCAGAGGAGAGGAGAAGGGAAGGGUCUGGUAUCUAAGAUUCCCUCCUCAGAAAUUCAAGUCUUGAUUUGAACAGGGUUCUAAAGAAAUGAAACAGUUUUGCGUACAACUAGGACUGUUGGGUUUUGGGGGGGGUUGAGGUUUGUUGUUUGUUUUUUGUUUGUUUGUUUGGGUUUUUUUGUCUCGCCCAACCCUUCCCUUGCAAAUGUUUAUACAACUGUAGGGAAGGAGAUGCCCUGCUCUUGCCUAUGUUGCACUUCUGAUGGGUUUUUUUUGGGUUAAAGGAGCCAGACCCAAUGAUGUUACACUAUAAAUAAAUAUAGCAAAUUAAAGAGAGGCAGGGAGGAUGAGUCAGUGAUUCUGUUUGUGAUUCUGUUGUUUGUUUGCAUAUAAAAGCAGGGGCAAUAUUAUCCAGGCAGAAUUGCUGAAUUCCUUAGACACCACCAAACUUAAUGAAAAUUAAUUGGGAAGACUGUUAAUUCCGAACACUCCAAAGAAAAGAUGUUAUGACUGCAAAAAUAAUUCAAGCAUUUGUGGACAAAAAAAAACCCCAAAACAAUGGCUAUCAGUUUGGCUGGCUGCUUACUCCAAACUUUCAUCAGAACCUCUUUUUUUUGAUACUUGAAUUUUUGGAGGCUUUGUACAUUGCUUCUACAAGAGUCUUUUUGUGAUAGAUACAAAUACUUUGAUAAAACGUGUCAGAAUGUACUUUAUGGACAAUCUAGCAAGUAGCAUGCGUUGUGUGUUCUCCAGAAAUUCCAACUCUGUUUUAAAUAAGAGCAGUGAGGAAAUUUCUAUGGAACUACAUGCAGCAGUACAAAAGCUCUAGCCAAAUACCAGCUUUGUGUUUCCCUGCUGAAAUCAGUUAAAGCCACAGGGGUUACAUAGGCAUAAAGGGCAGCAGUAUUUGUCUAGGGAAUUGAAAGCAUAAUCUAAUUGCUGGUAUCCAGAGCAAAAUAUUCUGGCUCUGAAGCAGUUGUGCCAAACAUCUUGGGGGGUGGGAGCGAUUCCAUUUUCAUAAGCUACUCCAGCCCCCUUUACUUCCUACCCAGUUACGCAGCAUCCAUUUAGUGGCAUCCGUCCAUCGUCAUCCUGGCGAGAAGAAAAGUACAGCUUGAAGGCAAGGGAAGGAAUCGGCAUGAGAAGGGGAGGGAGGGACAGAUUUUGAAAGAUUGGUAGAUUGUCAACAUCAUUUGAGGGGAAAUACGACAAAGAAAGCAACCCCUGUUAUGCUGAAUUUCACAUUUUCUGAUGGGUGAUGUGCAACCUCUCAAAAAAAAAAUUAACAAAGGAGUCUUUCAAACAAAUGGAAAGAAAAAAAUUAAAGGGAAAUGAUUUUGUAGUCACUGUAAUUCUGACUGCUGCAUAUUAGAAAUUAUUGUACUGUGAAGUUGCAAAAUCAAAAAGGAACAAAUAUAAAUUUCGAUUUUGUAAGUAUAUCAAUAUUUUGCAUGCUUUGUAACGAUUCUUAUAGGAAUUUAAUAUUGCUUAGUAUCCCUCCCUCCUUAGGUCUGAGAGCAAACCUCUUUGUAAUGUAAUGUACAACUAGAAAUUCCUUCUCUCUUGUAUGUAUUUCCACUACAUUCCAACUUCUGAACCCAUAAAACAGAAAAAGUGUUUAUAGUAGGAGGUGCUUUUUUGGGGGAGGGAGGGAAUGAAGGCAAGGAAACUUGAAGGUUUGAGAUUUUGAUUUUUUAAUUUUUUUUUUUUUUUUUUUUUAAAUUUUUGGCCUUUUUGAAGGUAAAAAUUAGUCACAAUCCUGAAAAACAUUGACGUAAGAAACGUCAUGCAGACCAGUAAACCACACUCUCUGGUUUUGUUUUUAUGUAUUUGUUCUCAUUUUUACAUGGCGGUUCUAUAGCAAUCCUUUAACUGCAAGCUGCACACCUACCCAUUACAAGCUGUUGUUUGAUAUAUCUGAGGCAGUAGCACUGCUGAUGACUUCAUUUAAAAGGAAAAAAAAAAAAAACCAACCGAACUACACCAGGUAGUUGGGUGAUAGCCUUUUCUUUUUGGUGUUUGGAAUCUGUGGCUGCUCUUUGCAGUGUUGAAACUGGAAAGCAAUACCAUAAUGACUGUGCCAAUUUACUUUUGCCCAACUUUUUUAUUUUUAUUUAUAUAGGAAGUUAAUUUUAAUAUUAAAUUACUGAUCUAUAAUAUGUAACCAUGAGAAAAUUGCUUUUGCUUUGGUUACUGUUACAGGUUGUUGCUUUUAGUCUCUCAUUACAAUGCUCAGUUCUAAUGUAACAUUAUCUAACAUGCAGGCAUGUGGAUCAGGGAAAGAAAGUUAAUUUAACUUAACCCGUUAAUUAUUUCUCUUAAGUAUGGAUAUGUUUUCCCCAAAGCUGGUAAUUUUGGGCUGGAAAAGAUAGUGCAUCUUAUUGCUAAUGAUGAAAUCGUGGACUGAUUUGAAAUAUGAGAAUUGAUUUCUUGAAUUUCAUUUAAUUUCGCAAUUAAGUUUUUUCAGAUAGUCUUAUGUUUUCAGAAAUGAAGUAUUUCCAAAAGGCUUUUAUGUUCUUUUCCCAGGGAUGUUGGUUGGGUUUGUUUUGUUGGUUUUUUUUUUUGGGGGGGGGGGGGGGGGUGUUUUUUUUUUUUUACUUUGUUAUUUUUUUAAUAAGCCUUAUCAUACUUAAACAAAAAGGGAAUUGCAAAACUUGGCUUUAGAGAAGGCCUUCUGAUUUCUACUCUUAUAUAUUCCCUUGCGAGUUGUGUCAGAAAAACCUAACUCUUCCAUUUUCUAUAUUAAAAAGGUACAAUAUAAACAACAUAAGAGCAAACUAGCAAAAAAUUACCCUUUAUGUGUGCACUGGGAGUUUAUUCUCUCUCAGUUUCUAGUGUAUUGGAGAGACCUUCCUAAAAAUACAGGUUUCAGUAACAGGAAUCUGAAAUGUUAAAACUUUCAACUAAAGACAUUCAGGUGAUUGGGAUAGUCUGUGUAUCUCCAGUUUAAGGAGAGGAAUAAGCAUCAGUUUCCUGGCAUUUAGAAACUAUUUUCAAAUUCUGGGGGAUUUUUUUUAACACUCAAUAGGGUUUUAAGUAAAAUUUUUAAAAGUUAAGUAAAGCAAACCAUGGGAAAAGUUUUCAAGGAUGGACAAGAAAUAACAGUUACUAGAUCAGUUUCAGCUUUGUGUUUGUGCGUGCUUUGUAUGGGAGGGGAGCGUCUGAAACCAAAUUGAAACACAUCCAUUAAAAUGCUGCUGUUGUUCUUUAUUCUUGCACAAUUUUAACAAGUUGAGGUAGUAGCUAAGCUAUUUCAGGCUGUAUUUUAAUGCUGCUAUUUUUCAAUGUAUCAGCUAGGGGCAAAACGCAGUGUGUUGACUGUAUUUGCUGAUGCCCACUGCCUGCCUCGAUUCUGACCUUCAGUUGCUAAUACAAGGCAAUCAGCAUGCACCCUAUGAAGCAAAACUGCAACUUUUUUUGUUGGCCACAAGGUGGUGGAACCACAGAGUAUGUUUAUGGGAGAUGCAGUAUUUUUACAGUUUAUUCAUUUUACCUGUUUAAAAAUCUGUUUUACGGUUGUUUAUGUUAGUUUUCUAUGAGUUUAUUUAAACAAAUGUACUGUUCUUUAAAGCAUACAUGGAUCUCCAGAUUUGUUUGUCACCCUUGUAACACUGGAAGGCAUCACAAUGUGUUCAUCUAUCUUAACGUGCCAUUCUUUCAAGUAUGUAUAAAAUGUAAAUUGACCAACAUGGCUUUUAAAAAUGUUUAAAAUCUGAUGGCAAAAACCCAACCCUCUCUGAUUCCUCACUGGUUAAUUCUUUUGUUUCAGUGCUUGAUCAUCUACUGGGAUAACAUUAUCAGAUGUGGCAUUCUUAUUACGGAAAUUUCAGUAAGAAAUGGGAAAUGUUUUAAGAAAAAAACCCCUACCCUUUCUCUUUUUACUUUAAUUCAAGAAGACAGGGACUUGUAAAAACAGAAGACCAAUACAUUCAUGCUAGAUUUAAGGGAUUUGCUUCUGUUCCUUGAAGAAUAAUAAUAAUAAUAAUCUGGAAGGGCAAUUCCUAAUUAGAUACGAUCAAAUUAAUCAAAGUCUUGGUGUAGUUAGCAAGUCAGUUGUUUAUGCCCUCUUAAAGUUGUAGUCCAGGUAUGUUUUUCUUUGUAAACUUUUGCUAACUUUGUCAUAGUACUGUUACCAGAAAACUAAAUCUGAUACCAUUCACUUCCUUUAACAUAAGGUAUGUGCAGCUGAGAUACUGGAGCCUUACAUUAGUAUUAGCAGUUGUCCAUUCUGAACUAGAAUGAAAUGAAUGUUCAUAUGUAUUCUAUGAAUUUUCUCACUGAAUAGAAUUAAAUACAUGGAUUGCCCUUAAAAUCAACAGAAGCUCUAAUGGAAGCACUUACAGUUAAUGAGUAUUCCUUAAGAAGGUUUUAGGCAAUAAAAGUAACACAAAUGGAAAAGAGAAGCAUUGUUAGGAAUCACUCAGAUCACAUCAUCUGGAACUAGGAAGAAGUUCUCACUUCAGGUUCCAGAAGAAGGCUUAUGCCCUAGAUCACCAUGAGCAAAGACUGUCUUGCCGGUGAACGGACAUUAAUACAGGAACGCCAGGAAUUUAGCUACUGUAGCUUCCCAGUUCUGAUGUGCUCCAACCCCUCUUUCUUGCCACUGAAAAUUUACAGUUCAGUGCUAAAAAAGCAAAGCUUAUCACUUGCUUUCUACACCGUCCCCCGCCCCCCGCAGCAAUAGAUAGGGAGGAGCAAUAGAAUCUGUAUAUUACUGUAGGUGAAAUGCCACCACAAAGAAGGAAAAAGCUAGUAGAACCAGAAAGUUAGACUACUGUUUAAGCUAAAAGUCUGUUUUGGGGCUGCAAGGAUAAAAUGCCACAAUGUGCUAUAAUGAUGAAAUGGUUGAAACAGGACCAAAGCAAACUUGAGUGUACGUGUUAUCUUGAUGCUUCUCCUUCCAUGACCUUUUUAGAUGGUUUAAAGAUUUAGGCCUUCCAGGUCAAGCAAAUACUUAAAUGCUAUUGCCAAGGAUUAGAAAAUUAUUAAAUGACCCAGUUUGCCUCCACUGUUUAUUCUCUUUGUGUUACCGUCGUAUAGUGGAGUUGCUGGAGACCAUUGUAAAAACAUGCAGGUGAACCAUGUGAGUAUUUUCCAUGUCAUUUACUUCCAUCGUUCCAUCUUGCAGUAAGAAAGACCCCUCCUUUUCCAACAGAAACCACUUCACAUCAUUCUGCACUGUAGAAACAACCACACUGGGAGGUUCAGUUUGUAGCAGAGCUAUCCCUGGAGAUAACUAAAAUAUCUCCAGUAUUCUGGUGCAGAAUGGACCAGGUACUGCUAAAGCUCUGGGCUUGCGUAGUUUUACGUGUUAAGUAAGAUUCUAUUAUUUACACCUGUUCAAGCACAUUUGGGAAUUAAUAUGAUUACAGAGUCCCUGAGCCUAGCAGAAGUGUUUGCUCUACUGCUUUGUCCUAAUUGCAGUCAUGUUCAAAUGCUUUUGCCAAAAAUGGUUCAUCAGAAUGGAGAAAACUUUUUUUUAUUUUCCACUAGAGCUUUUGUUUGUGUAACUGUUGCAGUCUUUUUUUCCCUGGUGGUAGGGUCUUCUGAGAACGCAAAACAUUCUGCAGAUAAACCAUUUCUCUGAUCUGCAGAAUGAUUUGUAUGAGAAGGCCGUGUUAUAUCCCUGUGGAUGUACGGAAGGGCAGGCUUGUGUACAAAACAGCUUCCUGCUUGGAAGGGGAAUACAGCAGCUUUCUGCAGCUGCCCCCCAACGAGGAGCACAACGGGUAGAGCCCACCAGUGAGCAGAUGGCCUCGGUCCUUAGAUGCUCACUUCUCCCUUGGGGCAGUCUGAGUGAGGUCCAGAAGGCAGUUAUGGGAAGAUACUCGUCCGGUUCCUUCUUAUUGUGCCUAAUUGAAUGAUCAAAUGCCAAUCUACAUACAGUAGCUCAAAUUUCCUCCAUUUUAGUCCCAUUUUGGGAGAAACUGGGACUACACUAACUCCAGGUAUUACACAAAUAGUCAGCUGAAAACUGAUCCGUAUCUAAAAACUUUCAAAUAUAAUGUAAAAGCUGCCAUAGCAAAAGGACAUUUCUUCACAACAGCCUCCUCUAACCCCUUCUUUACUGCUUCUCACAGCCUAAGAGAAAUCGUGUUUUGGGCUUCACAGUUACGCAUGAAAACUUGCAGAAGCCACUCAGUAAUGGUAAUAUAUUUGGAAUCCUGGAUAAAAUUUACCUAUGCAGGGACAGAUGUUUCAAGAGAUGGGAUAUCAGUACUAACGAAGGCAGCAAAAAGAGGGUAAGGAAUUGUUGUGUUGGAGAAGCACCACAAUGAAACAGUGAAUUUUAAAAUUAUCUCACAGCAGGACACUGUGAAAUGUCCUUUCUGUGUCUGUCCAUCAAAAAACCCAAACAACUAAGCCUUCUCUUGCCUAUGUAAGUUGUGCAGUUUGUUCUUAUCUCUAGUAUUACAAGCAUUUAUAAUCCAUGAAGAAUUCCAAGGAAAGGAGUUAAGACUAUUUAUUUAAAUAUAAAUACAAUUAAAUUAUAUAAUUAGUGCUAAAUUAUCAGGUGUAGAAGACAAACAACUUGUUAUUGUUUGGAUAAUUUUGGGUUUCAUCAGAGUUAAUAUUGUUGGCAUUGUUUUAACACUACCAUGUUAGAGAGUCAGUUUUUGACAUUUUAUACUGCUGUUGCUAGUGCUUCAGUAUCUCAUAGUGCUCUGUUUUUGGGAAAGAAAACCUAAUCCUAAUAGUUUAACACUGAAAGGUGUUGAAAUUGUACUGGUAAACAUCUCUCAGUUUAGGCCCAAAGAGAGGGAAAAAGGAAGGGGAAAAAGGGGGGGGCAAAUAUUGUCAUUCUGGAUAGUGGGGUUUUUUUAAUUUUCUGAGAAAAGUGGUAUGAAAAAGGGAUCUAAAAACUGUAUGUGGGGGAAAAAAAAGGCAUUUGUAGCCUUUCUUUGUACACAAUGUUAAAUAAAAUCUCCUGUAUCUA